UCUGGCGUCCUCUCUAGGACCUCAUUUGGUUGUAACGGGUCUGUGCUUAGCGGAGCUUGUAAUUGGAGCGCCGGGGGAGGCUGCUUCCCAGAAGGGGCUUCCAGCCUGAGCUAUUUGAGCCCCGACUCCACCUGUAACGGGGUUGCCCCCCGCCUCGGCACCAGCCCUUCGUCCCUGCCGUACCCGCAGGCGGCCCCUUGGACCUUGUUGCGCGUUUACACAGAGGAGACCGAGGUGCCAGACCACCCGGCCCAGGGCUGGGGCGAGGGGUCGGCUGAGCCCGCUGGGACGGGCGUUAGUCGCAGCUUCGCGAAGUCUCGCUCGGCCGUGGGCCCCAUGGCGGCGCCGGCGCUGGCAUUAGUGUCAUUCGAAGAUGUGGCUGUGACCUUCACUGGAGAGGAAUGGAGACAACUGGAUCUGGCCCAGAGGACCUUAUACCAGGAGGUGAUGCUGGAGACCUGUGGGCUCCUGGUCUCACUGGGACAUCCUGUUCCCAAACCAGAACUGAUCUACCCACUGGAGCCUGGGCAAGAACUAUGGACAGGGAAGAGAGGCGUCUCCAAAAGCACCUAUACAGGUGAAAAAGCAAAACCUGAGACCACAGAGUUUACUGCUUCUCAGCUGGCCUUCACUGAGGAAGCCCCUUUUGAGGAACAAAUGACACAGGGAGCCUCGAGGGAUUCCAGGUUGGGGCAAGCCAGGGAUCGGGAAAAGCUAUCAGAAAUGCAGGAAGGAAACUUGAGGCCAGGAACAGACCCCCACGAGGAGACAUGCCCUAGGAAGUUGAGCCAUAAACAUGAUGAUUUGGAGACAGAUGAUAGUUUGUGUUUAACCAUUUUACAGGAGCGAGUCACUAUACAAGAUGAUCUACAUGAACAUGAUUGCCAAGGACCCAGAAAAGACCCUGUGACCGAUGCAAGGAAUAACCUGUAUAAAUGCAAAGAAUGUGGAAAAGGGUUUAGCAAGAAUUGGGCCCUUGUUCGGCAUCAGCAGAUUCACGCCGGAGUGAAGCCCUAUAAAUGCAGCGAAUGUGGGAAAGCCUGUCGUUAUAUGGCCGACUUCAUUCGACAUACGAGGUUUCAUACUGGGGAAAAACCAUACAAGUGUGUGGAGUGUGGGAAGGCCUUCAAACGCAGGUCUCACCUCACAGAGCACCAGCGCAUUCACACUGGAGAUAAGCCCUAUGAGUGCAAAGAAUGCGGUAAAGCUUUCACCCACCGCUCCUCUUUUAUCCAGCAUCAUAUGACGCACACUAGAGAAAAGCCCUUUUUGUGCAAAGAAUGUGGGAAAGCUUUCUACUACAGCUCUUCCUUUGCCCAACACAUGAGGAUUCACACUGGAAAGAAACUCUAUGAGUGCAGUGAAUGUGGAAAGGCCUUUACUCACCGCUCCACUUUUAUCCAGCAUAAUAUGACCCACACAGGAGAAAAACCCUUUCUGUGCAAAGAAUGUGGAAAAGCUUUUUGCCUCAACUCAUCCUUUAUUCAACACAUGAGGAUUCACACUGGAGAGAAACCCUAUGCGUGCAGUGAAUGUGGAAAGGCCUUCACUCACCGCUCCACUUUUGUCCGGCAUAAGAGGACUCAUACUGGAGAGAAGCCCUUUCAAUGCAAGGAAUGUGGGAAAGCCUUUUGUGACAGCUCUUCUUUAAUUCAGCACAUGAGGAUUCACACUGGUGAGAGGCCCUAUGAAUGCAGUGAAUGUGGAAAGGCCUUUACACACCACUCGGUUUUUAUCCGACAUAAUAGGACCCACACUGGAGAAAAACCCUUGGAGUGUAAACAGUGUGCAAAAGCUUUUUACUAUAGUUCUUCCUUUACUCGACACAUGAGGAUUCACACUGGCGAAAAGCCCUAUGUAUGCAGAGAAUGCGGGAAGGCCUUUACCCAACCGGCAAAUUUUGUUCGUCAUAAUAGGAUCCACACUGGAGAAAAACCAUAUGAAUGCAAAGACUGUAAGAAGGCCUUUUGUGACAACUUUGCCUUAACUCAACACACGAGAACUCACACUGGAGAGAAACCCUUUGAAUGUGGUGUAUGUGGAAAAACCUUCAGCCACAGUUCAUCCUUUACUCACCAUCGAAAAAUUCAUACCAGAGUGUAAAGGCCUUUGCAAGUCAUUCACUUCAAUUUUAAGGAACUCGUACUGGUGAAAUACCUUUUCUUUUGAAUAUAACUAUUCAGGAAAACAUUUUGGCCAGAGAAGUAUUUUACUGAUAAUUCAUACUGAAGGGAAACAUCAUAAUCGUCAUCCCUGUGAAAGUUUCUUUGUGGCAGGUCCUCUCAAAGGUCGUCUUAGAAAUUGACCAAGCCUAGAGCUUUAACUACCCCUGAGAUUGAUCCAGAAGAGAGACCCAGUGGUUAUGCAUUUAGGAAAAAUGUCAAGAAUUCUUCCCAUGUUUAUACUACAGAACCAUAUCAAAAGUAUCUUAAAAGUACAAUGAGACAUAGUGAAGGAGAUGUAGAAAAAAAAGGAAAACAAAAUGCGUGUAUGGCUUCUAAUUUCCCUGCCAAGCUUGUGAUAAUUUGUCAUUGGGGGGUGGUGGGGAUAUGGGGGGGGAUGAGAGAUGAAAAAUACCUCAUCUCCUUUAUGUGUUUAUUAUAUACCCGUAGUCAGGAGAGUUGGACCAUUGAAGGCAGCUCUGCUGCCAGCUUUUGUUUUUUUUUUAAUUUUUAUUCGAAAACACUGUGAUUUUUACCCUUGAGCAUAAAUGUUUGUGAGAGAUGUAGAGGCCUGAGUCAUGAAAUACUUAAAUACGCACACGCACACACACGCACAGAUUCAAUUCUUGUUAUUCAUUGUAGUUGUAUUCUAUACAUUGGUCACAAACACUGAAUUGGUGAAUACUGAGCCAUAGCUCCUAGGUUCCUGUGAGCCUCUGUUCACAUUUUCAUCAACCAAUCAAUGCAUAACCCAUUAUGGAAUUUUUUUUUCUGUUUAAAAGACAUUUAUUUAAUACAUGUUCCCUAGAAAUAAAUUAUAUGCAGUAUUUCCUUAUAAUAAAAAUAUUUCAAUUACAUCAUUUUGUGUAACUUAGUCUGUUACUAUACUGCUUUAACUCAGUGAUACACAAAGUAUACAUAAUUUAGUAUUCACACACAAUAAACACAGUAAGCAGUGAUGUGAACACAUACACUGUGUUAUACUGUACAGUCAUGCGAAGAAAGUCCAGAAAAAAGGUUAAAAUUAAUCAAAGAUUGACAUUAACUAAAACUAAUUUUGAUAGAGUUGUUGGAUAUGUGGUGAUAGAGCAGUGCACUCUGAAGAAACCUCUUGACCUUGGCAUAGUUGAUGGUAUUUAUUCUGCAGAAGAGGAAGACAGUGAGUGUGGGGUAUCAGUUCUACCUCAGGAAUUUGACUCUUGUCAUUUGUUGACAUCAGCAGUUUCCUUUUGUGAAGUGGCUUGAAAAAUUGCAUGAGGCUUCAUUCAACCAUUGGGUCACAUUCUUUUAUGUCAUGGAACAUUUUUCCAAAGUAGAAUUUCUGAUAUAUGGCUGCUGCGAGAAAGGCGACUCAUUCAGUGGUAGAGUGAUUUUCGUCACCAUCCUCAUCAUCACUGACUUCAGUGCCUUGUUUGGCUAUCUCUUCUGGGUCUUUAUUUGUGGGUUCUACCACCUUCUCUGUCAGUAUUUCUUCCACAUCUUCCCUCACGUCAUUGGGAGUUUUUCCACUUACUUGUCAUGUGAUAUGCAUUAUGUACUUGACACUGUUCUUUAUGUUUUAUGUAACACCUUCAAAGCCUUUGAAAAUUUCCAGGCAGUUUUGCCAUUUUCCCAAGUUCCUGAAAGUAGUCUGCUUGACUGUGCCAAGCUGUUGGGACAAGCUGUCCAAGCUGUGCCACUGUUGGGACAGUCUCCAGACUGUGCCAACACAGUAACCAGUGACAGUUCGCAUAGUGACCGACUGCAAUAGUCCAUCAUGGUAACCACCAUGUUUCUUUGUUGGUGUUGUAAGCUUUAGUCUAAAGCUCCCUCAUGUGGCGUACCACGAAAGCUUUUAUGUCAUGUCCUGAUUGAGAGGUUGGAUGACAGUGUUUAGGGGCAUGAAAAGAACAUCUAGGUUGGGGUGGGCAUUUGCGAGUUCGUAACAAUGGGCCAAUGGGCAUUAUCCAAAAUUAAUACAACCCUGGAGGCAAAGUAUUUGCCCUGGAGAUAGCAGUAAAUACAGCUUCUUGGAUGAGCAGUUGUGGAAGCAUCCCAGAAUGCUUCUGACAUCUCUCAAAUUUUUUUUGUUCCACCUGCAGCGGACUGGUGUAUGGCAUAUGCCGAACUCCUGAACCAGAGUUUCCUUUUCAGUUCUGGUGGAUUUGAAGUUCUCUACACCUUUAUGGGCUCGUACUUAAAGUUGGUUGCUGUUGGUAUUGACACACAACUGCAAGAUUGCACAAUACUUGAAUAAUUUGAAGACUGGUGAUUUGGAGGCCAUUUGCAUUAUAUACGUUCCUUUGCCCAAAGCCUAGUAAAACAAGCCAGUCUCGUUGGCAUUGAAACCUACUCUUCCCCCUCAUGCUUUUCCUGUAACAUUUCCUGAUCUGCAGGACCUGCCUUAACACUGUUUAUAAUGUAUUGCCUCUUGAAAUGUGCAAGCCAACUAGCACUGGCGGAUCAGGGUUUUAACAUUUUCCCCAUCUGGGUAACAUGACUCUCAGUUUUGGCUUUCAGCUCACAAUAAUGCUCUCCUGUCUUUUUUUCCUUCAUCUCACAAAUCCACAACUUCAGCUGCUUUCACAUCUUUCUCAUUGCUUCACCACACACUCUGCAAGUUACUAUGAACACUUUCUUGAGUGGCUUCAUCUACAGACCAGUGAGUUUCUUCCUGCUUUUGGAUGUGCUAUACUGUUGGUUCAUUAACAUUGAACUCAGAGUUAAUAGCAGUAUGACUCAUGACUGAAUGAAGCUCAUCUAUCUAACAUAUGCAUUUUCUUUCAGGCACGUCACAGCCUUCUUGGCAAGAUCUAGGAUGCUCCCCUGCUGUGGCCCUGAGCAGGCUCUGUCCUCUGGUGACCGUAGGGAAAUGGGCUGGCUGACUCCCAACCACAGGUUGCCUCUGCCUCUGCCCUCCAGUUAGGCACCGAGGUGGCAGUCCUGUGGG
This is a messenger RNA of Herpailurus yagouaroundi (jaguarundi), 5091 nucleotides long. RefSeq names its product zinc finger protein 599 (gene ZNF599). The transcript has 4 exons. Gene Ontology annotation, cellular component: nucleus. Lineage: Eukaryota; Metazoa; Chordata; Mammalia; Carnivora; Felidae. Gene Ontology annotation, biological process: regulation of transcription by RNA polymerase II. The record is from RefSeq and is a predicted model, not a curated record. Gene Ontology annotation, molecular function: DNA-binding transcription activator activity, RNA polymerase II-specific; RNA polymerase II cis-regulatory region sequence-specific DNA binding. Bases 337 to 2103 code for a protein of 588 amino acids.